Molecule: messenger RNA, 1050 nt
Organism: Seminavis robusta
Lineage: Eukaryota; Bacillariophyta; Bacillariophyceae; Naviculales; Naviculaceae
Source: the annotation of a GenBank genome assembly
AUGAGAUCUUCUUUCAACAACGAUCUGAAGCAUUCAGAUUCUGCUGAGCAAGAGCUGCGUCUCCAAGAUGUCUUUGAGUCGACUACUGGUAUUAAUAGCAGCACUGGUACCGCCAGCACUUCGAUGAGCCCCGAAAGCCAGGGCAGCGAGCAUUCGUCUUCUAGUGGAGAUGGUGGAGGUCUCUCGGAAGAUCUCGUCCGACAGUUCAACGCCUCCGUGGGCUCCGCGUCGCUGCAUCGAUCAGUGGCAGAGUUCUAUUUGGAAAUGUCAGCUCACGAUGUUGGCUCUGCCGUCAGCUUCUUCAAGCAAACCCUAAACCAUCCUUCUGCAAAGCAACAGCAAGAGCAGUCGCAGGAACAGUCUCCACCUCCACGCCGAUCCCUUUCACCUCGGCCAUCCCAUUCAGCAACAGCAAGACGCCUCAAGUCCCAUGACCAUGACAUGUCGGGCGAUGGUGCUGCGAUCCGUCCGCGCAGGCAGACUCCCAAACGAAACAAGUCCUUUGAUGCUGCUGAGGCUCCCACUGUCACGGCACCUCCCGCGGAAAGAACCAAUCACCAACACUACAUUGAUCGUACAUGUAGUCCUGGUCUUCUUCCGCAGAAGGCUACCACUACAAGUAUUCCAAGAUACACGUCCGUUGCCGUCACUCCUGCCGCCAUGAAGGUCCCUUUCCGAGGACAUAGAUCCAAGCCUGCCAUGCCGCUGGUACGCUCCAAGUCGGAGCGCAGGGUUCGGGAGUACACUGCAAACACCGCCAUGAGCACCACUGCCCACACUCACCCGGGCCAUCCGUCUCGUCAAGGUCCUGAUGUCCGUCAAUGUCCGCCACGCACCCGAAGCAGCGACAGCAGCGUUUUCUUCAAACAACAUGAUUGUACCACAGGAACAGGACAUUACUACCAGUACCAGAACGAUUCUGCCGCCGUCACUCGCCCACCGACAGCCCAAAACAACCACUACCAAAGGGCCAUUUCAGCUAGGCAAUUGCACUCGUCGUCUUGGGAACCUCCCUCAGGGACUCCCUUGUCAUCCAACCCAGCUGCUUAA